Malania oleifera is the source of this 3277-nucleotide messenger RNA. Its product is annotated as exocyst complex component EXO70A1. Gene Ontology annotation, cellular component: exocyst. The coding region runs from base 569 to 2611 and encodes 680 amino acids. Gene Ontology annotation, biological process: exocytosis. NCBI's taxonomy places the organism in Eukaryota, Viridiplantae, Streptophyta, Magnoliopsida, Santalales, Ximeniaceae. The record is from RefSeq and is a predicted model, not a curated record. The transcript has 2 exons. Gene Ontology annotation, molecular function: phosphatidylinositol-4,5-bisphosphate binding.
ACUUGUUCGUACAGAGCGAAAGGACGAGAGAGAGAGAGUUCUAGAGAGAGAAAGGGGAGGGGAUCGACGAAGAAGCCUCACUGUCAAUCUGUCAUGCACUUUGGCACGACUCGUCGGACAAAGAAAAGAGUUGGAAAGUGGUUUUUCCAUUCUCAGAUUUAGGGUUUUCCACCCCCUCGCUCCUCCUCCUUUUCUGAAUCUCUACGCUGAUUCAGAAUCCACUCAUUCAUUCGACCCCUGUUUUUGCUUUUCCGUUUUCCCAAGAAAUCCCAAGGUUCUGUUUGGUGUGAAUCUGUUCUGACAUGGUGGAGCUUGCUAAACAACAUGAACAUAUAUGCUUAUAUGAGUCCUGGUUGAUUUCGCUGAGUUAUUGGUCGAACCCAAAAAAAGUAGUGGUUAAAUUGCCCAUAGAAAAAUGCAAUCUUGCUACUACCGUAUUGGGCGUCUGAACUUAUUGCUUGUUUUCUGAAUUGGGUUCAGCUCUGAAGAUCAAAGUUGUUGCUUUUAGGGCUAGGGUUUGGGUUUUGAUUUUCGUGUGACUGGAGGAUUUGUGUUUUUUUUAUAUUGGAUGGCGUCGUCGGAAAAUCACAUAGGUAGUGGCAUUGAGAAUUUGAUAUCUGCGAGAAAGUCAUUAAAGCUUAGCUUAGAGAAAUCAAAAGCCCUAGGGUCUGCCCUUGGCAAAGCCGGGCCUAGAUUUGAAGAGAUUAAUCAGAGAUUGCCUUCCUUAGAAGCAGCAGUCAGGCCCAUUAGGGCGCAAAGAGAAGCUCUCAGUGCCGUUGGCGGCCAUAUUAACCGAGCUGUAAGCCCUGCUUCGGCGGUUCUGAAGGUAUUCGAUGCUGUUCACGGCCUUGAGAAGUCUCUCUUGUCGGAUCCUCGGAAUGAUCUCCCGGGGUACCUCUCAGUUUUGAAAAGGCUUGAAGAGGCACUGAAAUUUUUGGGGGAUAAUUGUGGGUUAGCGAUUCAGUGGUUGGAGGAUAUAGUUGAGUACUUGGAGGACAAUUUGGUUGCCGAUGAUCGCUACAUUUCAACCUUAAAGAAGUCGUUGAAGGGUCUGCGGGAAUUGCAGAACGGUGAGGAGAGAGAUCGUCUUGAUGGUGGGCUUCUUGAGGCUGCAUUGGAUAAACUGGAAUCUGAGUUUAGGCGUCUCUUGACAGAAAACAGUGUUCCGCUGCCAAUGUCUUCAUCAUUGCCGGAUGACCAAGCUUGCAUUGCUCCAUCUCCUUUGCCAGUGACUGUUAUUCAGAAACUACAAGCUAUUCUUGGGAGAUUGAUUGCUAAUAACAGAUUUGAGAAGUGCAUAUCCAUAUAUGUUGAAGUUCGGAGUUCAAAUGUUAGGGCAAGUUUACAAGCACUGGAUUUGGAUUACCUUGAAAUAUCAAUCUCCGAAUUUAAUGAUGUGCAGAGCAUAGAAGGUUACAUAGCUCAGUGGGGCAAGCAUUUGGAGUUUGCGGUGAAGCACCUGUUUGAGGCAGAGUACAAGCUUUGUAAUGAUGUGUUUGAGAGGAUGGGAAUGGAUGUUUGGAUGGGUUGCUUUGCUCGUAUCACUGCCCAGGCUGGUAUUCUUGCAUUUCUACAAUUCGGAAAGACUGUUACAGAAAGUAAGAAAGAUCCCAUUAAGCUGUUAAAGCUAUUGGAUAUUUUCACAUCUUUGAACAAGCUGAGAUUGGAUUUUAAUCGGUUGUUUGGUGGGACAGCAUGUGUUGAAAUCCAAAAUUUGACUAGGGAUCUCAUCAAAAGGGUAAUCGAUGGGGCUUGUGAGAUUUUUUGGGAACUUUUGGUUCAAGUGGAGUUGCAAAGGCAAACCCCACCUCCUUCAGAUGGUAGUGUUCCAAGGUUAGUGAGUUUUAUAACUGAUUACUGUAAUAAGCUUCUUGGGGAUGAUUAUAAGCCUAUCCUGACCCAAGUUCUAGUCAUUCAUCGAAGCUGGAAGCAUGAAAAAUUUCAAGAGAGGCUACUUGUAGAUGCUGUCUUGAACAUAGUUAAAGCCAUUGAGUUGAAUUUGGAAACAUGGUCAAAGGGUUAUACGGAUGCCACUUUGUCCUACUUUUUUCUGAUGAACAACCACUGGCAUUUGUACAAGCACUUGAAGGGGACAAAGCUUGGGGAUCUCUUGGGGGAUUCUUGGUUAAGAGAACAUGAAGAGUUCAAGGACUAUUAUUCAGCAUACUUUUUCAGAGAGAGCUGGGGAAAGCUUCCAUCUCUUUUAAGUAGGGAAGGUCUAAUUAUGUUCUCUGGUGGUCGUGCAACUGCCCGUGAUCUUGUCAAGAAAAGGCUGAAAGCAUUCAAUGAAGCUUUUGAUGACAUUUAUAAGAAGCAGUCCAACUGGGUUUUAUCUGAUAAAGAUCUUAGGGAGAAAACAUGCCAGCCCAUAGUGCAGGCAAUUGUACCUGUUUACAGAAGCUACAUGCAGAAUUAUGGGCCCUUGGUAGAGCAAGAUGCAAGUUCCAGUAAAUAUGCAAGGUAUACGGUGCAGGCUUUGGAGAAGAUGCUUACCUCUCUUUUUCAGCCGAAGCCCACAAAAUCUGUAAGUUUUAGAGGCAGCAGGCAGCCUAGUGGGAAAUUUAAUAAUGGGGUAGCUGAACAGUAUCAUUCUUCUCCUACUGUUGUCUGAUUGUCUGGCCAUUAUCAAUACCCAGUUGUGGUUAAUCUGAAAGGAAACCAUGAGCUGAUAUCCUUCCUCCAUUUUUCAAGAUGGUUACCCUGUUCGCUCGUAUAUAGAUUGUCCAAGGGGCUAGUCAUGUCAACUUACUUAGAUUUCUUGGAUUCAGAGGAAAAGCAUCCUCUAGUCAUUGUUAUCCUAAUGCCUCUGAACGUUUAUUUAUGACAUCUGAUUUUGUAAGUUGCCUGAACAUGAUGGCUGACUGAAGGCUGCUGCUGAGAGCAUUGUGCAGUGCCAUGGGGUUGUAGAAGAGCACGAGACGAUAUGAUGAAAUGAAUAUGAGUCCAUUAUUUUAGGCUCUAGAGAAAGCAUCAGGUAUAAAGAUUCAUUUUUUUCCCUUUACAUUUUCCUUGAUUGAUUUAGUUGCUAGGUAGGCUGCUGUUAAAUCUGUUGUUAUGUGCUAGAUUUAUGUACAAUUUUUUGAUAUAAAGUGCAUCUAGAGCCCUAGCAACUGUGCUUUCUUAAGGGCUUACAACUGGUUAUAGGUGAUCUAGACAUUGAUGAGGUGUAUGAUAUUUGUGCUAUGGCUCUUAUUGCUAAGAAAAAUUAUAAUUGUAUUAGAGCCCAGAGUUUGUGAAAAACUGUCAAUAAUAAAUUUUCUACUCUUCUUUUAUAUUA